CAACAUUAUUACUGGAUUAUAAAAGGCCAGAACGUUAUUUGGUCCUGAAAGGGUUAAUUCAGAUCAGACCGCCCACUUUAUCACUUUCCCUAAAAUGUCUCAACCCGGCCCGGAGCCGAGUCCGACUGACACAGAUCGCUCCUUUUACUCGCCGACUCGCUCGCUGUGACCUUUUUCCAGCUUUUGCAGGGAUGUGCAGGAAUGUUGGAGCGUCAGCGCUCUGUCCAUCAUGGAGAACCCAACAGAGGAGCCGCAGGAGGAGGGCGGAGCCAGCAGCGAGGCCACCACGGAGGAGGCGGAGCUACAGGUCCAGGCUGCACACACCAACCUGGAAGCGAUCAACAGAGCGUCUGACGGAGCGAAGGAGGCGGCGAGUGAAGGAGAAGCACUCCAGAAUGGAGAGCGAGGAGGAGGAGGAGGAGAUCUGUCCUCCAUCAACGCCAUGAUGUCCACUGUGAUGUCAGCAGCCGGGACCAUCAAUGGAGGAGGAGGAGGAGGUGAUGAAGGAGGCAGCGGCGUCACCUCGGCCAACUCCUCAGCUGGACCGUCUCCCAGCCCAUCGCCCAGCAAGUCCCUGACGGCCGCCAUGCGGGCGCCGCCCAGCCGCAACGCCCGCCGCAACCAGGACUCCAAAGACGACGGCUCGGCCUUCAUCUGCCCGCUCUGCGACAAGAACUGCCAGACGCAGCACCAGCUCACCAUGCACAUCCGACAGCACAACGCGGACGCCGGCGCCACCGACCACUCCUGCAGCAUCUGUGGGAAGUGUCUGAGCUCGGCUUCGUCUCUGGACCGACACAUGCUGGUCCACAGCGGGGAGCGGCCCUACAAGUGCACCGUCUGCGGCCAGACCUUCACCACCAAUGGCAACAUGCACCGGCACAUGAAGAUCCAUGACAAAGACCCGGCCAGCGGCCUGGUGCCCCUCAGCAGCCCCCCGUCCCCCACCAAGCGCCGCCGUCCCUCCAUGAAGCGGCGCCAGGGCCUGGAGGACGACCUCGGAGACGAGCCGCCCGCCAAGAAGGUGACGGAGGAGGGGGGGGCGGACGAGUCGGCGGCGCUGCCGGGGGCGGAGGAGGAGCUGCUGCCGUGUCCCAUCUGCUUCAAGACCUGCAGCUCCAGACUGGACCUGGACGCCCACAUGGACACGCACCCGGACACCAUGCUGAGGUGUGAUCUCUGCUGCCUCUCUUUCCGGACACACCGUGGACUGCUACGGCACAACGCGGCGGUCCAUAAGCUCCUCCCCCAGGACCCCAGUGGCCGCCCCUUCAUUCAGAACAACCCCUCCAUCCCCACCGGAUUCAACGACCUGGCCUUCAUCGACUUCUCCUGCAAGAAGUUUGCUCACAUUGCUCAGGUGUGGUGUGAGACCAACCUGCGGCGCUGCAUCAGUAAGUUCCACCGCUUUGUCUGCGACUCCUGCGACAAGGCGUUCCCACUGCGCUCCGCCCUGGACCUCCAUAAGACCGCCUCCCACCCGGACCGACCCGCUGAGGCCGCCGAGAAGCAGAAGGAGAACAGAGAGGCGCGGGCCGACGAGGAACGCCAGGAAGCGGGGAAGCCACCAUCAGAGCAGAGCAGCUUCCUGGAGGCCCUGGGCCUGCAACACUUCUCCAAGGUGAAGUCCGGUCCGACCGACGACGAGAUCCAUCAGGCCCACCUGGACAGCAUCAAGGUGAUCCACGUGGAGCCUCCAUCCUUCAGCCUCCCUCAGGAGUCGGCGUCGGCCUUGCUGUCCGGCGGCCUGGGCGUGGCCCUGGGUCUGGGCGGCCUGGCGGCGCUCAGCAUCCCGCUGCUGGAGGCGUCCGGCUCCGCCCUGCAGGGCCUGUCGCACCGGGACGCCCUCAGCCUGCUGUCGCUGCAGCCCUUUCAGGCCGGCUUCCUGCUGCAGCCGGAGGGAGGCGCCGCCACCGCCGGCACCGCCUCCUCCAGCUGCAAACCAGGAGAGUCCGGCGGCUCCGGAGUCGUGGAGCUGGCCGACAUCCAGCAGAUCCUCAAGGUGGCCGCCGCGGCGCCCAACCAGAUGGGGCUGCCUCCGCUGGCCAAGGCGCCGGGCUUCACAGGUCAGCUCUCGGGUCAGAAGGCGAUGCCACCGCUGAAGCCCAAGCCUCCCAUCAGCCCCCGCUCCAGCCUGAGCACCACCACCCCGCCGCCCCUGCAGAGCUCCCAGCAGGCCUCACUGGGCUGCAUCAGCCCCAGCCUGCCUCCGCCCACUCCCUCCAUCUUCAAGACGCCCUCCUCUUCCUCGGCUCACAUGGAGGCCGAGUCGAUGGGCGACGCCAGCACGCCGCUGUCCGACUCGCCGCCCACCGCCACCACGCCGCUCCAGGAGGAGGCGGGGCUAAGCGUCAGGAAGGCGGGUAGCAAAGCGGGGAGCGCCGCCUCGGCUAAAGGCUCGUUCCCCUGCCGCUUCUGUGACCAGGUGUUCGCCGUCUCCGGCGCCCUGCAGGCCCACAUGCGCUUCCACCUCGGCAUCCUGCCCCACCAGUGCAACAUGUGCGACUACGUGGCGCCGGACAAGGCCACUCUGAUCCGCCAUCUCCGCACGCACAGCGGCGAGCGGCCGUACGUCUGCCGCAUGUGCCACUACCUCACUGUCAAGGCCAACUGCGAGCGCCACCUCAGAAAGAAGCACGCCAAGACGUCCAGGAAGGACAUCGAGAAGAACAUCAAGUACGUCACAUUCAGCAGCGGCGGCGGCAUCACCGCGGCAACCACCACACAGGAAGCGGAGGCGGGCUGCGAGACCACCUGCCGGUUCUGCGGCGAGGACCUGAAGACGUACCGCGCGCUGCAGAUCCACCUGCGCACGCACAACGGCUGCCAGAGGAAGCCGUUCGAGUGCCGGCGCUGCGGCGCCGCCUUCCUGGCCAAGCGGAACUGCAUCCACCACCUGCUGAAGCAGCACCCAGAGGUCCAGGAGCGCGAGAUCGAGGGCCACAUCACCACGCUGCUGCCCUCCACCGCCGCCGGCGCCGCGCUCAACGGCCUGGGAACGGUGAAGGCGGAGGAGCUGGUGUUCCCGGCGGAGCUCGACCAGCCGCUCGACUUCUCCGCCAAGGGCCGGAGCAGCCGGACGGCGUCUCCGGCCAUCAAGACGGAGAACGCCUCGCACGGCUUCGACAGCGCCGACCCGGACCAGCCCAUCGACCUGUCCAUCCCCAGCAAGCGUCAGCGCCGGGAGGCCGGCGGCGGCACGGAGCUGAAGACGGAGCAAAGCGCCAUCGUGGAGCAGCAGCUCGCUGCGUCUCCAGAGGAGAAGGCGGCGAGCGGCGUUCUUCCUCUGCAAGCUCCGCCCCCACCGGGCUGCUACCAGCUGCCUCCUCCCGCCGGCCGGGUGCAGCGCCUCAAACCGCUGCUGCCCAAGCCCUCCGCAUCCUCGCCGCCUUCGGUGAAGGAUCUGGCGCCGCUGGCCUCCAUCGCUCAGAUCAUCAGCUCUGUGUCCGCAGCGCAGGGCAUGCUGGACGGCGCCGCCCAGACCACAGCGCCGUCCUCACAGCAUGAGGGCGAAGCCUCCGGACCCGCCGCCCUGGAGCCGCCCAGCGACGACGUGUCUGAAGGAUCCUCCAGGCGGCGGGCGCGGAAGAAGCCAGCCGCUCUGGCGAUGAGGGAGAAGGCAGUGAGCGGCGGCAUCGACCUGGAAUCCAGCGGGGAGUUCGCCAGCGUGGAGAAAAUGCUCGCCACGACCGACGCCAACAAGUUCAGCACCUACCUGCAGACCGGGGCGGCUGAGCCGGCGAAGAGGCCCGAGACGGCGCCGGCGGCACCAGAACGGGCCGCGGCCGCCGGAGUGGAGGAGAGGCAGGGAAGGGCGAGAGAGGAGGGGAAGCCAGCGGUGGCCAUGACGGUUCCUCAGACUAAAGGAAAGAAGAAUGCCUACUCCAACUCGGUCCAGAAGAUGACCUGCCCGUUCUGUCCGCGCGUGUUCCCCUGGAUGAGCUCGCUGCAGAGACACAUGCUAACGCACACAGGCCAGAAGCCGUUCCCGUGUCCGCGCUGCGACGCCUUCUUCUCCACCAAGUCCAACUGUGAGCGCCACCUGCUGCGCAAGCACGGCGUGACGCACCGGACGCUGCGGCGCAACGGCGCCAUCGUGAAGAAGGAGGGGGAUGACGGCUCGCACGAGAGCGCCGAGAGCCAAUCAGAGACAGAGCAGCUGCCACCAGAAAUCAAGGAUCUCACCCCAGAAUCAGCCCCCGCCUCCAUGGUCAACAGCCCCGCCCACUCUGACGUCACUCCAUUAAGCCCCACCCCCAAAGCAAGCCAAGGCUGCAGUCCACCUGCAGAGCAACAAGACACAGAAAUCAGUGAGCAGCCUGACCAACAGGGGGCGCCAGAGACCAAAGGCACAGCAGCCAAACAGCCUCCGCAGAGCAGCAAGGCCGAGAACACGGACGACGACGACUGCCACAGCAACAAGAGUCUCGACCUGAACUUUGGCAAGAAGCUCAUCGACUUUAAGCUCUCCACUUCCUCCUCAAGCUCCGCCCCUCAAGAAGAGCCACGCCCCCUGACUCCAUCAGCCACGCCCCAAGAUGCCACGGAGGUCCCCGAAGACCAGGACAAGCCGGCGCCCUCCUCUUCCUCGCCCGGCAGCCCAGCAGGGAAGCAGCAGCCCGACAACAAACACGUCUGUCGGGUUUGUACGAAGAGUUUCCGCUUCGCAACGACUCUGGCUCGCCACGAGAGGGCGCACCUCUCGGAGGAGGAGCAGGCUGCGGCGGUGACAGAGGAAGAGGAGGAUCCUUUACCUGCAAAGGAGGAGGAGGAGAGCAGAGCUGCUCAGCCGGAGGCAGAGGAGAAGGAGGCGGACAUGGAAGAAGAUGAUGGAGGAGAGCGGGAAGGAGAGAGCGACAGAGGCGAGAGUGGAGAGUCAGAGGAGGAGGAGAAGGAGAAGGAGGAGAGGAGCGACGAAGAGGCGUCAGAACCAAAGAACAGCGAGGGAGGAAGGGUGGACAAGAGGAAGAAGAUCUGCACCGAGUGCGGGAAAAGAUUCUGGUCUCUGCAGGACCUGACGAGACACAUGAGGUCACAUACAGGUGAGCGGCCCUACCAGUGCCAGACGUGCGAGCGGACCUUCACCCUGAAGCACAGCCUGGUCCGCCAUCAACGGAUCCACCUGCGGCCGCGCGGCGCCGACGGCGACGCCAGCGAGGACGGAGACUCCUGCGCCCCCACCCCCACCUCCACCUGCCCGCCGUCCGAGAACGAGAGCGAGUGCGGCAGCGGCACGGCGGGGACCAAGGAGCUGGAGGAGGAGGAGGACUGCAAGGAGGAGGUCGAAGGUCAGCGGGAGGGUUCCGGGUCGGCGGAGGAGGAAGAUGUGGAGAAACGGUCGGAUCCGGCCCCGCCGCCCUGCUCCGACCCCCACCAAGCUACUGAAUCAAAGACGAGCACCAGCACCGACUCACCCGCACCACCGGACGGCGCCAAAGAUCCCCCCAGCUGCCCAGCAGGGGGCGCCGCGGCAGACGGCUUCAUCCAGGGGCUGCUGGAGAUCCACAACCAGCCGCCGCCGGAGCGCCGGCUGCCCAACGGAGAGCCCUCCCUGGUGGGCGCAGACUGAGGGACCCCCAUCACCGCAGUGCCAUACGACCGAAGGACGACGAUGAUGAUGAUGAUGAUGAUGAUGCAAAAACCAGCGCGUAAAAUCUUCCCCCAAAAGACAGAACCUCGUUUUCUUGAAGUGCCUUACUACUAGUCCAACUUCUAAAGAUGUUUUUGUUGCUAUAUCUUUAUCUGCGUUAUUCCGGAGGAUGGAUCUAAAUUUUUAUAGCUUUUUAUGAUGACAGUGAUUUACUAUUUUUGUGCGGGAAAUCUAUAUUUCAGCAAUAAAAAGAUUAAAUGAUUACGAUUUAUUGUUCUAGAUUUGUGUUUUGAGAAUCGAUGAUCAACGUGGAGACGCGGACGGACUUGGGAACUGUUCGGGUCGAACCGGAGCGGCGCCGGACUUCAGUUGCUCCGGUUUGAACAUCAUGUUUCAGAUUUAGACUGAAUGAAGUGGCGCCUGGCGGCGGGACUGAGGAAAGCUGUUGUAACUGGAAACCUGCGGGUUUAACUGCCGGCUCUGCUGGCUCAUGGAAACCUUCAGACUGAUCCGAGUGCCUGGGGGGGGCGCCGUCGUUCCUGUUUCAGACCCAUCACACUACCCCCCAGAGGCGUUUCUCUCAUCAUGAUUCUCAGUUGAUUCCAGGCCGCCGCGCCGCCGCCGCCCGGCUCUCUCUGCAUGUUUGCAUUCAUAUUUAGGUGUGUUUGGGGGGGAAGCUUCUCGUUUUGUGGAUUUUCUUUUUUAACUGAACAAAUUGAACGUUUUGUUUUUGUGUGUUUUUCAGUGUGAAUGUGGCCCCUGGCCUGACUCUCAUUGUCGCCCCCUAGUGUUUGUUUUAGGGUAACUCGCAGGGCCUCCGGCAUGCUAACACGUAGCGGCACUAACACCUGUUAGUUCAGUUUUCAGUUUACCUCAACUUUUGCUCUUUAACUGAAGCUGUUAGCAAAUCCAACGUCUUCCUCCCGGGUCGCCCGGUUAAACCGAGGCGGCCGCCGCUAACGAGCGCUAACAGGCGCUAACGAGCGCUAACUUGUCCAGUGUGGGCGGGGCAUGUCGGAGGUGUUUGGUGGCUCAGACCACGUGUUGCUGUUUUCAGCUCCGUGUCUCAGAGCAGGACGACACUAGAUGGGUGAAGCAUCAUCCAGACAAUCUGACCUUCAGCUCAGUUGAACCUGCAUUUACUCCUUCAGUAUUAUCGUCUGUCUGUCUGCCGUUUUCCUGUCCGGGUUUCAUCUCCUCUCCGCCUCCACGCCUAUUUCCCUUUGGAAACGUCUGAACUUUACAGCUGACCCCAAAGGUCUUCAGCUGAGCAUUAGAGACAAUCAUUGGUUUCCAGAAGGUGACAGCGGAUGCGUUUAUAAAGAAUAAAUCAGGUUGGUGUGAACACUAUUCGAAACCUGCUGCACAUUAAAGGGCUCAACGUCCAUCAGCACCAACCUGAGCAGAGGGACAGUAGUCUGGCUGUCUCUUGUUUUCUGGCUUGUGUGUAAAAAACCUUUUUCCUGUUUAAUAUUAGAUGACCUCAUAAGCAAGUCAAACCUCAGUGGCUUAUAUUGGAACUGUAAGGCGGUGAUGGUCGGUCGUUCAGCGCCUUCAACAGAGACGAACCGCGGAUUGUCAGGAGCCGCUGCGAUUGGCCCAUCGCUGCCCUGAACUGGCACUAACGUUCCCACACCUAACGUUCCCACACCUAACGUUCCCACACCUACUGCUACCUUCUGUACUACUAACUGCAGCCAGGAGAGAAAGGCUCGGCCUCUUUAGCUGCUUCUGCAACAACUGGACUUUAUGUCAACUAAAGCUUUAGUUAUUAAUUAUGUUCAACCAUCAAUCAGGUGUCUGAAGCUUGAAAAAGCUCUUGAGUUGUAAUUUUCUACCUGAGGUUGCUAACACCAGCUAGCGGGCUGCUAUUAACUUCUUUAGCUAAUAUGUUGCUUUAAAAAACUAAAUAAAAUCUAAACUGGAUGUUUUUCGUUUGAUUUUUGAUUAAUUGAAGAUAAGAAAAUAGUUUGAUGGGUUUUAGUCAAGAUGCUACUUGGCUAGCAGGCUAACAGAUCGCUGCUUCGUUUUAGUUUUCUGUCAGAUUUCAGUCGAAACUUGGAUUCAGUUUUUCUUUCAUAAUGAUGGAAAAAUUCUGUUUGAUGAAAUUGACCAGUUUGCAAUUAAUUUACCCAAACAUGUAGCUUUGUUGAUGCUAGCAGUGCUAACAGAUGCUAGCAGCACUAACGGAUGAAAACAGUUUUAUUGGCUAAUGUUUCCGUUCCCUCAGUAGAACGUUUUCUGAAUAAUGUCUGAAAUGUUUCCUGAUUUUCCAGAUUAUCGCAGAUAAACAGAACUAAACCCAAAACAAGCGAGCUGAACUGUUACAAAAACAAUAAAUCUUUGUGUUUAGGAAUGAAAUUCUGUCAUAUGGAUUGUACUUAUUUUUCUUUCCAAAACUUUUUUGCUGAGAUUUAUUGAUAAAUGUUUUAAUUCUUAGUGAAUAUGGGACAUGGCUAAUAGGCUAACUCCAGUUCACUGUUGCUAAGCAGUAAAAAAUUGGCAUAACUUUUCUUUUUAAAUAAAAUUAUCACCAAAUUAUUUGAGAUUAAUUUUCACAAACCUGUCAAAGUUAGCGCUAACGUUGAAGUGAAGCUAAUGCUAAACCUCACCUUUACUCUUUAGAAAACAAUAAACAUUUUUUAAAAUAGUUAAAUAGUGAAUAUAGUCCAUAAAUAUCUUUAUGUUCAAUCUGAAAUGUAUAUUGCUUUAAGAUGCUAACAGCUUCAUUAGCUUCUGUUGUUGGCGUUAGCUGUGCUUUUCUCAUGAAUUAAACUUCCUGUAGAGGGCGGUAAGGAGCGGCCCUUUCUCUCUCCAUGGUUUCUGUCUCGUUGGCUUCCUGUGUCCUCCCUGUCCUCGGGGCGUUUGUCUCCUCGUCUGUCCCGUCUGCGUGUGCGGCCAUAUGAAUACUGGACUUCCAUUCGAAUGCACAUAGACUGUUUUUAUUGUAUUUAUUUGGAGCCCAGGCGUGUUUCUGUGUGUGAGUUUAAUUGUCUGCAAUGACUUGAGAAGAAGCCAUGUAUUAAAAUGUCACAUUUAUGCUGCAGAGUUGUUGAGGAUCUGGUGUUUUUGUUGUUGUGGCUCGACCGGCUUGCUCAAGGGCACGGCAGGCCGCGAGAGACUCGGACUAGCAAUAAGAAUCCUUCUGAAUCCAAAAGCUUUAUGUAGAUUUUCCUGUGUGUGAGUCGAGAACAGUCUGUCUGGGUCUGUUGGUUCUGUUUAUUUUUAGUUUUCUUCUAUGACAUAAAUGCAUAUAAAACUGUGAAAAUCUAUUGUGAUUAAUUAAAGGGUGAGUUUUAGGUUAGAUUUUUUGCAUGUUAAUCUAAUUUGUUCAUUAUGGAUGAUUUCUCCUUUCUCCAUCACUUCUUGUGCUACACAUAAAAAUAUCAAAAUCUAUAUAAUCUCGCUCUCAGGGUCUUUCACAAAUCCAUGAUUUGAAAUGCUUCUUGUUGUUUUCCUCCUGAGUCGCAGCUUGUCCAGAUUACUUUGUCUUUUUUAAAGAUGACAUCAUGAUCAGAUCUGUCAAUCACUACAUUUAGCACUUGACUGUGAACUCGUCGUUACCAGACACAGAAAAUGUGGUUUGAUUUUUGGUCUCCAAACUCUGAUCUGAAGCCUUUUCUGUUUUAUUUAAUGAGUUUUUCUUUGUGUACUGGACCUCAAUCACAAAGCAUUAUAAAAAUGCAGCCUGGAUCUUUUUCUGUCCCCUGCUGUUAGCAACAUGACAGUGUUCACAGAGUCUAGAGAUGUAAGCCUGCUCUGUAUUCAACCCAAUAAGAAAAGCAAUAAAGAUUAUGUAAAGGAAAGGUGUGUCAAUCAA
This is a messenger RNA of Poeciliopsis prolifica (blackstripe livebearer), 9410 nucleotides long. RefSeq names its product ras-responsive element-binding protein 1-like. NCBI's taxonomy places the organism in Eukaryota, Metazoa, Chordata, Actinopteri, Cyprinodontiformes, Poeciliidae. Gene Ontology annotation, cellular component: nucleus. Gene Ontology annotation, molecular function: DNA-binding transcription activator activity, RNA polymerase II-specific; RNA polymerase II cis-regulatory region sequence-specific DNA binding. The record is from RefSeq and is a predicted model, not a curated record. Gene Ontology annotation, biological process: regulation of transcription by RNA polymerase II.